Cyprinus carpio (common carp) is the source of this 2197-nucleotide messenger RNA. RefSeq names its product serine/threonine-protein phosphatase 2B catalytic subunit gamma isoform-like. Lineage: Eukaryota; Metazoa; Chordata; Actinopteri; Cypriniformes; Cyprinidae. Gene Ontology annotation, molecular function: calmodulin binding; calmodulin-dependent protein phosphatase activity. The record is from RefSeq and is a predicted model, not a curated record. Gene Ontology annotation, cellular component: calcineurin complex; cytoplasm. Gene Ontology annotation, biological process: calcineurin-mediated signaling.
GAUUCGUUCUUGAGUCGGACAUCGCUACUCCCUCAGAGAAAUUGACAGCAGCUGGGUCGCCUAUGUGAGCAAACCCGAAGGACAGACACGGCAGAAAAUAAAACUCUGCCGUUACAGUGGGCUCCCCCUUCCCCUUUCCCCCACCGUUUGAGCGUACAUAUCAACAAGCCGACCCGGACGAGCGCUCUGACUCCGUUUCCCCGCUCUUACAGCGGAGCGGUCAGGACUUUUCUUCCUCGCGAACUGAAACGUCAGUAGCUUAGCCAAGCUAGCGGGCUAACGCGACUAGCUGGGUUCAGCUACAAAGAGGAAUUACAAUUAUUCCACCGAGAGACACUGAAGAAUGUCGGGGAAGGAGCAGAAUAAACAAUCCACCACCGAACGGCUCGUUAAAGCAGUGCCGUACCCUCCCACAACACGGCUCACCAUGAAAGAGCUGUACGAGGACGGCAAGCCCAAGGUGGAGCUUUUGAAGAGCCACCUGGUGAAAGAGGGCCGCCUGGAGGAAGACGCGGCCCUAUGCAUCAUCAACGAUGGCGCCAACAUCCUCCGCAACGAGAAAUGCAUGCUGGAAGUGGAGGCCCCCAUCACAGUGUGUGGAGAUGUCCAUGGGCAGUUUUUUGACCUGAUGAAGCUCUUUGAGGUGGGGGGUUCCCCGCACAAUACACGCUAUCUAUUUUUGGGAGACUAUGUGGAUCGAGGCUAUUUCAGUAUUGAGUGUGUGCUCUAUCUUUGGGCCUUGAAGAUUAACCAUCCGACCACCCUCUUCCUCCUCAGAGGCAACCACGAGUGUCGGCAUCUCACGGAGUACUUCACCUUUAAACAAGAAUGCAAGAUUAAGUACUCAGAGCGCGUGUAUGAUGCCUGCAUGGAGGCCUUUGACUGCCUUCCCCUGGCCGCUCUGCUCAACCAGCAGUUCCUGUGCGUUCACGGAGGCCUGUCCCCAGAGAUCACCUGCCUCGAUGACAUCCGGAAAUUAGACAGGUUUAAAGAGCCGCCAGCUUUCGGGCCGAUGUGCGAUCUGCUGUGGUCUGACCCUGGCGAGGACUACGGCAGCGAAAAGAGCUCCGAGCACUUUUGUCACAACAGUGUGAGAGGAUGUUCCUAUUUCUACAGUUACCCUGCAGUAUGUGACUUUCUGAUGAAUAACAACUUGUUGUCAGUUAUAAGAGCACAUGAAGCUCAAGAUGCAGGGUAUCGAAUGUACAGAAAAAGUCAGACAACAGGCUUCCCCUCUUUAAUCACAAUCUUCUCUGCACCAAACUACUUAGAUGUGUAUAACAAUAAAGCUGCUGUGUUGAAAUACGAGAACAACGUCAUGAACAUCCGGCAGUUCAAUUGCUCUCCUCACCCGUACUGGCUGCCCAACUUCAUGGACGUGUUCACGUGGUCACUGCCCUUCGUCGGGGAGAAAGUAACAGAGAUGCUAGUCAACGUGUUAAACAUCUGCUCAGAUGAUGAGCUCAUGUCAGAGGGAGAUGACACAUGUGAAGGUGGCACCCCGGCAGUCCGCAAGGAGGUGAUCCGAAAUAAGAUCCGUGCCAUUGGAAAGAUGGCCAGAGUUUUCUCUGUUCUUAGAGAGGAGAACGAGAGUGUGUUGCAGUUAAAGGGCUUGACCCCCACUGGGACGUUGCCUCUGGGUGUGCUGUCAGGAGGCAGACAGACCCUACAGAGCGCCACCAUAGAAGCAGAGGAAGCACGAGCCAUCCAAGGCUUCAACCCUCAACACAAGAUCCAAAGCUUCGAGGAAGCACGCGGACUGGACCGGAUAAACGAGCGAAUGCCUCCGCGCAAGGACACCAUGCAGCCAGACGGCACUGCCAACUCUAUCAACGCAGCCAAUUCCCCCGACAAGAACGGCACCAACGCACAGGCGUAGUAACCCAGCAGCUACUUAACGCUCUCCCUCAUCCUUUCCUUUCUGUCUCUCUCUUUUUUUCCCGUCUGUCUCUCCCUCUGUUUUCCUCUUAUUCUCUCUCUUUUUGGUAGAGGUGAUGCCCCCUACAUGCAAAACUCUCCAGGACCAUUUCGGGGAGAUUCGCACAAUACCAUGAAGAGGACGUAGUGAAAAACAAACCAUGGUUCUUAUUUAUUUACUGAUAUAGAUGAUAAGAAAUGUAAGAUCUGUAAUGGUGGGAAAAUUGAGAUGAAUGAAUACGUGCAUGAUGAAUAUUACAAGUGUAUAUAAAAUACAGAA